GCCGACGCGUACCUCACCUGUACUCGCAUGCUUCGAAAAGACAUCGCACCUCAAUUAAAGAAUACACUUUUUUUUUUAAUAAAUAGGGAGUGAACGGGCGGAUGCGGUUAUCGUUUUACUGUUCUAAAUAGUGAUAGUGUAAUUGCGGCGGUAACCCGAUAAUUACAAUUACCUACCUAUAGCUAUACCUACGCGGCGUUUUAACGAGGAAAGUGCACUGACUGGAACGUUAUCGAUGCACAUACCUGUACGACUUAAUUACAAUAAACAAUUUACAUUUUUACGUUAAGUAGCGAAGUUAAAUGGAUUCACGCAAUGAAAUGGACUUGACAAUGCGUUCGCGGGAAAGCAUUCCACCUGAUGCGUGCAAAAUGAGGGUGGCGAAAUCGAUCUUUUCAAUUAGAAGUCUCGUUGAUCUUAGUGACACCGGUGAAAAAAGUGCGGAAGGAAAUCGUCGCGUCGAAGACGGACAUUUAAUUUCUGAGGAACCGGUUCCAUCGGCUGAUUCGAACCCAGACAUAAUGGGAGUAUCUGAAGAAUUGACCCCAAACGCCGGAAUGGAACCGCGUACCACCGGCGCGCCGGACCAAAGCGACGGGAGCGAUCCCGAACCGGACGAAUUCGCCCCAAAACGAAAACAGCGACGCUACAGGACCACGUUUACCAGUUAUCAAUUAGAAGAAUUGGAGAAGGCGUUCUCGAGAACGCACUAUCCUGACGUUUUUACAAGAGAGGAAUUAGCAAUGAAGAUAGGAUUAACUGAAGCAAGAAUACAGGUAUGGUUUCAAAAUCGCAGAGCAAAGUGGAGGAAACAAGAAAAAGUAGGCCCACAAGCCCAUCCCUACACACACUACUUAACACCAACAGCAGGUGGUCCAGCGCCGUCGGUCAUCCCACCAACCCUUCCGAAUCCCUUCAACAUUCCCUUCGGAUUACGUAAACCAUUCGACUCCCUCAGCUUCCGUUAUCCACCCCAAGUACUUCCGGGAUACCUAACGGCAACACCGUCGCCCUACCAUCGAGGUCCGCCCUCGCUUCUACCGCCCUCCGUCGGUCUCUACCCCUCCGCAAGUUCCUUCCAAACGCUACUGGCGAACAUAUCGGCCGCGCAAAGACCGAAACUUCCGACGCCGGAGUUCACCGCUUCCCCGCCGCUGUCGCCGAACUCUUCCGGCGCGACGUCGUCGCCGCCCGAGGUCGACCGACGAAGUUCCAGCAUCGCCGCCCUGCGACUUAAAGCUCGGGAACACGAACUCAGACUGGAGAUGCUUAGACAAAACGGGGAUCUAAUUAGUUAGAAUUUAAUUUUGUAGGUAAUCGUAAUGUUUGUUUUUUCAUCGCUAUUAUUUUCUGAUGUAAAACUGUGAUGUAAAUCUUUUAAUUCUUCUUAAAUUGUCCGAGUAUAAUAAUAAUUAUUAUAUGUAUGUAUAUUUAUUAGUAAUUACGUACGACUGCGUUUGUCCGUCCAAAAAUGUAUGCAAAUAAAGUCUUAUUAUUUUGUA
Molecule: messenger RNA, 1502 nt
Organism: Photinus pyralis (common eastern firefly)
Lineage: Eukaryota; Metazoa; Arthropoda; Insecta; Coleoptera; Lampyridae
Gene: Al
Product: homeobox protein aristaless-like
Exons: 4
Coding region: 303-1298 (331 amino acids)
Biological process (GO): regulation of transcription by RNA polymerase II
Molecular function (GO): RNA polymerase II transcription regulatory region sequence-specific DNA binding; DNA-binding transcription factor activity, RNA polymerase II-specific
Source: RefSeq, a predicted model, not a curated record